GUGCGUAAAGGAAGCUAGGCGAUCGGCGCGAAUUCAAGAAAAGUUAAUGGUGUUCAUACUUUGUCCGUGCAGAUAAAUAUAGAAACAAAGCCGAUCUUUCCCCCCAUUACAAUGGCAACCACUGACAGUACUAGCAAUGAAACGUCAGCGGAUAGGGCCAAGGAUACCGGAACAGCGGUCAACUUGAUGGCUCAAGGAAAAAGGAACAUGAUUUGUGGUGAAAUACCGGUCGCUGUCAAUCAGUUCCAAGAUGCAUGUCAGCUCUUGUCAAAACAUUAUGGAGAGAUGGCUAAAGAAUGUGCUGAAGCUUAUUAUUGUUAUGGUCAGUCUUUACUAGAUCUCGCCAGAAUGGAAACAGGAGUGUUAGGAAAUGCUUUGCAAGGAGUUGAUGUUGAUGAUGAAGAUACUGCUGAUGAGAAGGAAGAGAAAGGAAAUGAACAGUUUGAAAAUGCAAACAAACUACCAGGUGAAGAAAGAGAUAAACUAAGAGAUGAAGUAUAUGAUGCCAUGGCUGGAGAUGAAAAAAAUACUGCAAAAGAAAGAGGGGAAAAGGAUGCAAAAGUGGAAAAAACAGCAGAAUCAAAAGAUUUAAAUAAAGAUGAAACAGAUUCUAAAGAAAGUAGAGAAAAGGAUGUGAUGAAUGAAACAGCAGAUGAAAAAAAAAAUGGAGAAAAUGCAGAUACGAAAGAUAAUGUUGAAAUGAUGGAUGUAAAAGAAAGCAACUGUGGGGAGGAUAAGACCAAAGAAAUGGAUGUCGAAGAAAUUGGUGAUUUAGAUAAAAAGAAUGAUGGCAAAUCUACAAAACAGGGAGAAGGUGAUAAUUCAAGAAAGACUGUUGCAGAUAAAGAUUCCAUUAAAACUGAAGAAAAGGAGCAAAAAAAAAUUAUUAGUGAAGAGGGAGACAAAAUAAAAGAUGUAAAACUAUGUGAUAAAACAAAGACUGAAGCCAGCUGUAAAGAAAACAUUGAAGAUAAAGAAACACUAAAUGAUAAAAAGCCUGAAGAUGAUAAGAAAGAUGAUGUUGAUGAAGAAGAGAUUAUGGAAGAUGAAGAAGAUAAAGAGGAUGAAGGAGACGCAGCUGAAAAUGAAGGAGAGGAUGGAGAGGGUAAAACCGAUGAGGAAGAUCCUGAAGAUGUUUCAAAUUUACAGCUAGCAUGGGAAAUGUUGGAGUUGGCUAAAAUGAUUUAUUUAAAAGAUAGUGCUAAAGAAGCUCAGCUUCGAGCGGCCCAGUCAUAUCUAAAACUAGGUGAAGUGAGUUUAGAAACAGAACGAUAUGAACAAGCGAUAUCAGACUUUAAAGACUGUUUACAAAUACAAGAAAAACAUCUUUCACCAGAAGACAGAUUAAUAGCAGAAAGUCAUUAUCAGUUGGGCCUGGCAUAUGGUUUUAACCAACAGUAUGAUGAAUCUAUAGACCAUUACAGAGCAGCUAUUAAAGUUAUAGAAAAUAAGAUAGGUAAACUGGAACAGUCUGUAGAAGAUGAAUCAAUAGUGCAAGAAAAGGAAACUGGUGGUUUUGAGGAUCCAGUUCAACAAAUCAAAAAAGAGAUUGAAGAUCUGAAAGAAAUACUUCCAGACAUACGAUCCAAAAUUGAAGACAUGGUGGAAGAUAAAAAAAGUUUAGAACAGUUAAAAGAUAUUACAAAGGAAGCUUUAGGAGAUCAUAUACUUGGUGGUGAACCUGCAGGAAUUACGACUACAAGUUCUUCUAUUGAUACUGCCAAAAAAGCCUCAGAUAUCAGUCAUCUAAUUCGUAAAAAGCGUAAACCAGACGAAGAUCCAGAACCAGAUGCGGAAAGUAAAAAAUCUCGUCAGGAAAUAGGUGGGAGUGGAGAUGCCAAAGCUGUUGAAAAUGUUGUUACAGAAAAGGAAGCGAAAGAUAAAACGCCAACAGCUAUGGAGGAAGCAACUACCACUUCUUGAGAUUACUUAAUUGUGAUCGUAUAAAACUAUAAUAUCAUCAAAUGUUGUGUGUAUUUUUAAAAAAAACGUAAUCAAGGGUUUUUUGCACGGUUACCUGAUGUGGAAAAUAUCAUGUAAAAGCUAUUUUUGUUUAUAAAUAAAAUAUCGGCUUAAA
Molecule: messenger RNA, 2077 nt
Organism: Patella vulgata (common limpet)
Lineage: Eukaryota; Metazoa; Mollusca; Gastropoda; Patellidae
Product: protein HGV2
Exons: 16
Coding region: 112-1923 (603 amino acids)
Biological process (GO): CENP-A containing chromatin assembly; DNA replication-dependent chromatin assembly
Cellular component (GO): nucleoplasm
Molecular function (GO): histone binding
Source: RefSeq, a predicted model, not a curated record